Messenger RNA from Cynara cardunculus var. scolymus (artichoke), 1417 nucleotides. RefSeq names its product epidermis-specific secreted glycoprotein EP1-like. NCBI's taxonomy places the organism in Eukaryota, Viridiplantae, Streptophyta, Magnoliopsida, Asterales, Asteraceae. The transcript has a single exon. Bases 1 to 1317 code for a protein of 438 amino acids. The record is from RefSeq and is a predicted model, not a curated record.
AUGGCUGCUUCUCUCUCGCUUGUCUUCUUCUUCUUCAGCUUCCUGUUUCCAUUCUUCUCCAUCUCCAACGCCAUUGUUCCCGCCGCCGACACCUUCCGAUAUGUCAACACCGGCGGUUUUGGCCUAGCCGAUUCCGAAUACGGCCCCAAUUACCGCCCUCUUCCUCCUUUCACCGCACCAUUCCAGCUCUGUUUCUACAACACCACCCCCAAUGCCUACACUCUUAGUCUACGAAUGGGUAUAACACGUGAUAGAUCCAUCAUGCCCUGGGUCUGGGAAGCCAACCGCGGAAAACCCGUUCGUGAMAACGCCACUYUCUCCUUCGGCUCCGACGGSAACCUGGUUYUGGCCGAUGUAGACGGYCGGAUUGUMUGGCAAACAAACACCGCCAAUAAGGGUGUUGUUGGGUUCGAAAUACUCUCAAAUGGUAACAUUGUGCUCCGUAACGCUCAGGGUAAUUUCAUCUGGCAAAGCUUUGAUUCUCCAACCGAUACCAUCUUGUUCGGCCAGAGUCUCCGGAUCGGAGGUCCUACUAAGCUUGUGAGCAGGGCUUCCACGACGGAAAACGUUAACGGGGUGUAUAGCUUCGUAUUAGAGCCUAAAAGAUUGGCUUUGUAUUACAAGRCCAUGCGUUACUGGUCAUCCUCCUUUACCCAAGUGAACAAGGCCAACGGGAAUUUGGUUAAUGCAACGUUAGAAGUUGGAGAAUCUGAAUAUGUUGAUAGCAAUUUUAACGCACUCGUGUGUCGUUUCUCCAACUCCGAUGCCGGAACUUUUCUAGAUCUCAACUUAUUGAGAUACAACAGCACGUUCUCGUAUCUCCGGUUGGGCAUCGAUGGGAACCUAAGACUGUACAGUUAUCGUCGAAAUGCCGUUUCAAGUGCUUGGAGCCUGUUAUUCACUUUGUUCGAUAGAGGGGUGAGUGAGAGGGGGGAGGAAAUCGAAGAUGAUUGCCAAUUGCCCGAUCGGUGUGGGAAGUUUGGGCUUUGUGAGAACAGCCAAUGCGUCGGAUGCCCGACACCGAAUGGUGUUUCUGCAUGGAGCGAAGAUUGUGUUGCAAAGGUGGCGGGAUGUGAGGCGAGUGGUUUUAGAUACUACGAGCUCAAAGGGGUGGACCAUUUCACGGUGAAAUACAGUGCAGGGAUGGGUCGGGUGAAUCGGAAGGAUUGCGAGAGCAAAUGCACGAAGGAUUGCAAGUGCUUGGGGUAUUUCUAUCACACGGAUCGAUCGAGAUGUUGGAUGGCUUACGAGCUGAAAACGUUGACGAGAGUUGGGAACUCGAGUCAUAUGGCGUACAUCAAAACACCCAUCCGAUAAUUGGGUCAUAAAUAGUGAUCCGAGUAAGGAGUUGAAGAAAUUGUGUGUUUGUUAAAUUAUUUAUGUGUUUGGGUCCAUGUGAUCAUUUGUGUGUUUGGGU